AUGAUAUUGGUGAUUAUGCAUGGGGCAAAUCUGAACCACUUCAGUUGUUACCCAACUUUUGCAUCGGGGGUAACAUUAUAUACCCCCCACACUAACCCCUCCCACCCCCAGGUUCAAACCCAACUGACCCAAUAUUGUGUGAAACGAGAACAAGGUCUCGGCAAUCUGUUUGGUGAUGAGAAGUUACCACCGUGUGGCAGUAUGGAGACGCAACAGGAAGCGAGGAUAGUGGACGAGAUAAUCGGCCCGCUGAUUACUGAGUUACCACACGAUAUAUCAAACACUGGAAACGACAUGGAACAAACAAGAUUGUCGUUAAUAUUGGAAGCAUUGCAAUCAUUCCUUCUACAAUAUGGGACGAAACGUAAAACUAAAAUAACAUCGCGGAUGUAUUCCAUGCUAAGGCCCAAGCCACAACCAGCGCUAACUAAAGGCAAGAUGUCGGGGAGCAUGGAAUCGAUCAUCGAUGAUAACAAACGAUCAAGUGGGAUCAUGAACUUUAUUAAACCACGUAGAAACACAAGGAAUGACCCAAGCGCGAUCGAGCGAGCAAGGGCUCACCACGAGAAGAAAGAGCGCGAGGCGAGUAAAAAGAAACCUCGAGAAUCGGUGUUGUGGGAAAACUCGGAGAUAUUGAAACCAACCAAAGUUAUGACGGAGAAAAGCGAGGCCCAUGAUGGCAGCUUGAUGAUAAAUAUCCCGAAACGAGUGUCGUCUCAUUCCCCCAUACGAUCACGGAGCGUGCCAACCGAUGAUGCAAACCACACCAACCAGCACCAGCGAUCAUCAGUGAUCCCGGUGAUCCAAACCUCACCACAAGACCCCAACCUCGCAGAUGCACUGGAACAACAGGGUAAAGUCAGUUUGUUGGUCAAACAAUUUCAAGAUGGUGAAAGCGACACGUCCGAUAACGAUGGGUUAAACGUGGACAACAAUGCAAGAUACAAUCGUAGUGAGCGACGAGGAAGUUUUCGGCGCCAUCGUGAGGAUGAGAAGCGUCACACGGGGGGGACGAAGAGCCACAGCGAUCCAGAUCGAACGAAAGUUGAACAAGCUGUCGUGCAACAUAAUGCGUCAGAAACCCCCGAAACAAAGGGAAACCACCCAACAGACCCCACUCUCGACCUCUUGCAGAAUAUUCCAAGUUUCGCUGACGACCCUGAGAUGAACCUUGACGCAGUAGAACAACAGUGGUCCAAAAGUGUUUCAUCUGAUGUGUUACGUUCGAUCGAUCGUAAAGAAACCAAGAGACAAGAAGUGAUCAACGAAUUAAUCUUUACGGAACAACAUCAUUUAAGGGAUCUUAAGAUACUUGAAAAGUUGUUCUACGAACCAAUGAAAACCCACAACCUACUAAACGACGAUGAAUUGUACCAAGCGUUCCCCAACUUAUCGGAGGUGGUUCGUUUGCAUCGAGAAUUGAAUCGAUCGUUGCAGGAAGUUAAGACUAAGGAGGUUCGGUGGUUGCGAUCUGGGGGGGUUGCUGCUUAAGAGGGUGAGUGGGGG
Molecule: messenger RNA, 1506 nt
Organism: Ciona intestinalis (vase tunicate)
Lineage: Eukaryota; Metazoa; Chordata; Ascidiacea; Phlebobranchia; Cionidae
Source: RefSeq, a predicted model, not a curated record